ACGACCCCACCUCUUCCGGCGCGGUCCCGCGGCUUCCGGCAGGGGGCCCGGCGGCGGGCGACUGUCCGGCAGCUGCGGGGCCCGGGGGGCGCCCAAGAUGGCGGCGGGCGGCGCGGAGGGCGGCUCGGGCCCCGGCGCCGCCAUGGGGGACUGCGCGGAGAUUAAGUCGCAGUUCCGCACCCGCGAGGGCUUCUACAAGCUGCUCCCCGGGGACGGCGCCGCUCGCAGGUCCGGUCCGGCUUCCGCCCAGACCCCGGCGCCGCCCCAGCCGCCGCAACUCCCGCCCGGCCCUGCCGCCGCCUCCGGCCCCGGCGCCGCGGGCCCCGCGUCGUCCCCGCCGCCCCCCGGCCCUGGGCCCGGGCCCGCGCUGCCCGCCGUGCGCCUCAGCCUCGUUCGCCUCGGGGAGCCCGACGGCGCCGGGGCCGGGGAGCCGCCGGCCACGCCCGCGGGGCUGGGCGCGGGGGGCGACCGCGUCUGCUUCAACCUGGGCCGCGAGCUGUAUUUCUACCCGGGCUGCUGCCGCCGCGGGAGUCAGCGGUCCAUCGACCUCAAGAAGCCCAUCGACAAGCGGAUCUACAAGGGCACGCAGCCCACCUGCCACGACUUCAACCAGUUCACCGCCGCCACGGAGACCAUCUCCCUGCUGGUGGGCUUCUCAGCCGGCCAGGUGCAGUACCUGGACCUCAUUAAGAAGGACACCAGCAAGCUCUUCAAUGAGGAGCGGCUGAUCGACAAGACCAAGGUGACCUAUCUGAAGUGGCUGCCCGAGUCGGAGAGCCUGUUCCUGGCCUCGCACGCCAGCGGCCACCUGUACCUGUACCACGUCAGCCACCCGUGUGCCUCGGCGCCGCCGCAGUACAGCCUGCUGAAGCAGGGCGAGGGCUUCGCCGUCUACGCCGCCAAGAGCAAGGCCCCCCGCAACCCGCUGGCCAAGUGGGCGGUGGGCGAGGGGCCCCUCAACGAGUUUGCCUUCUCGCCCGACGGCCGGCACCUGGCCUGCGUCAGCCAGGACGGCUGCCUGCGCGUGUUCCACUUCGACUCCAUGCUCCUGCGCGGGCUCAUGAAGAGCUACUUUGGCGGGCUGCUGUGUGUGUGCUGGAGCCCGGACGGCCGCUACGUGGUGACAGGCGGCGAAGACGACCUGGUCACCGUGUGGUCCUUCGCCGAGGGCCGCGUGGUGGCCCGAGGCCACGGCCACAAGUCCUGGGUCAACGCUGUAGCCUUUGACCCCUACACCACGCGGGCGGAGGAGGCGGCGACAGCCGGCGGUGAUGGGGAGAGGGGCGGCGAGGAGGAGGAGGAGGCCGAGCCCGGGGGCCCAGGCUCUGCCGGAGGCGUCCCGCUGUCCCCGCUGCCCAGGGCCGGCUCCAUCACCUACCGCUUCGGCUCGGCCGGCCAGGACACACAGUUCUGCCUCUGGGACCUCACCGAAGACGUGCUGCACCCACACCCGCCCCUGGCCCGCACCCGCACCCUCCCUGGCACCCCUGGCACCACGCCGCCCGCCGCCGGCAGCUCGCGGGGCGGUGAGCCUGGCCCGGGGCCCCUGCCCCGCUCGCUGUCCCGCUCCAACAGCCUCCCGCACCCGGCCGGUGGUGGCAAGGCCGGGGGCCCGGGCGCGGCGGCCGCAGAGCCCGGCACGCCGUUCAGCAUCGGCCGCUUCGCCACGCUCACGCUGCAGGAGCGGCGGGACCGGGGGGCCGAGAGGGAGCACAAGCGCUACCACAGCCUGGGCAACAUCAGCCGCGGCGGCGGCGGCGGCGGCGGGGACAAGCCCAGUGGGCCCGCGCCGCGCAGCCGCCUGGACCCGGCCAAGGUGCUGGGCACCGCGCUGUGCCCGCGCAUCCACGAGGUGCCGCUGCUGGAGCCCCUGGUGUGCAAGAAGAUCGCGCAGGAGCGCCUCACGGUGCUGCUCUUCCUGGAGGACUGCAUCAUCACCGCCUGCCAGGAGGGCCUCGUCUGCACCUGGGCCCGGCCGGGCAGGGCGUUCACAGACGAGGAGGCCGAGGCCCAGGCAGGGGAAGGAAGUUGGCCCAGGUCACCCAGCAAGUCAGUGGUAGAGGGCGUCUCCUCCCAACCAGGCAACUCCCCAAGUGGCACAGUGGUGUGAAGCUGUGGAGGCUGGGGUCCCCGCGCUGUGCCCCAGCCUCCUGGCCACAGUCCUUCCCGCUGACCCCACGGAUGGCCGCAUUAACAAGACUAACCUGGGACCCAGGACUGCUGCAGGCCCCCUGCUGGCCCAGACACUGGGGGGAUGGCGCAGUCCCUGUGGCCUCUGCCUUGUCCCCACCACUGCCAAGUACAAUGACCCUUCGAACAUCAGUGUUAACCUGCGUCCCUGUCCCCAGCAUGUGACUGGUCACUCCUGGGGAGGAAGCCACGCCCCCUGCUUCUGUCUGCUUUUGGAGAGUGUUAAGUUAUGGGAGCCCCUCAGGGCCCUCCCUGUUCCCCAGGCCCUUUUAUUUAUACUAAAGUUCCCUGUUUCACAGCG
Messenger RNA from Oryctolagus cuniculus (rabbit), 2491 nucleotides. It is a transcript of the gene DMWD, whose product is annotated as DM1 locus, WD repeat containing. The record is from RefSeq and is a predicted model, not a curated record. Gene Ontology annotation, molecular function: protein binding. Lineage: Eukaryota; Metazoa; Chordata; Mammalia; Lagomorpha; Leporidae.